AUUUACGAUGCGAAUAUUUUGAAUAGAUCAUGGAAUACAUGUCAUGUUUUCUUAUAUCCAUGAUGCAAGUAGAAAUGUGUCUACUUGCAUCAUGUCUUAUAUUUAUAUCAUGAAAUAGAUGUCAAUAGAAAUUUUGUUGCUAGGAGACAAUAUUGUUUGAUCUGAAUCCGUUUCCUAUAAUCCUACCUACAUCUUCGCGCGCAUAUAAUUUCAUACGUACAUUUGAAUAAAAUGUUCAACGUAUAAUUUGAACUUAGAAUUGGAAGAAAGAUAUCGGGCAUCAGGAUGGUGAAUGAAAAAGAAUUUUGGACGGAGGUCCGGAAAGAUAUACCGCGAUACAAAAAGAGAAAGCCACGAAUAGUUCCUGCCUUCACUAUUCAGGCGUUACAGGAAAACACGAUUGUCGCGAAACCGCCACAAUGUGGAUUGUAUAAACCUCGUCUACCAAAACCAUCGACUUUCAGAAAGUUUUACAAGCGCGGUGUAUUCCCUAUCUCUUUGGAGAACAAUGGUUACGAUCAGAAAAUUAACUGGAAAGUAGACAUAGAAGAUUUAGAUUUCCAUCAUUAUUUGCCAAUGUUCUUCGAUGGAUUAACGGAAACAGAACAACCAUACAAAUUUCUGGUAGAGCAAGGAAUAUCAGAUAUGCUAGAACACGGUGGACCAAAGAUAUUGCCCGUUGUUCCUCAAUUGAUUAUUCCUAUUAAGAACGCUUUGAAUACAAGAAUGCCUGAGAUAAUCUGUACCACGAUGAAAGCACUUCAACGUUUAGUGCGAUCGGCCGAUUGCGUUGGUGAAGCUUUAGUCCCGUAUUUUAGGCAAAUCUUGCCUAUUCCAAAUUUACUCAAAGACAGAAAUGGUAACUUACUUACGUAUUUUGAUAUUUCCUAUAUUCGUAUACAAUUGAAAAUAAAAUGUAUAAUUUCAGUAAACCUUGGCGAAGGUAUCGAUUAUUCUCAGCAAAGAGGAGAGAACGCUGCUGACAUUAUACAAGAGACACUUGAAAUCUUGGAAAGAUACGGUGGCGAAGAUGCUUUUAUAAAUAUUAAAUACAUGGUUCCCACCUACGAAUCCUGUAUGAUGAAUUAAUAGAGGCAGAAAAUUACACUGUAAUGGGCCUUCUACAAUA
Trachymyrmex cornetzi is the source of this 1129-nucleotide messenger RNA. Its product is annotated as parkin coregulated gene protein homolog. The record is from RefSeq and is a predicted model, not a curated record. NCBI's taxonomy places the organism in Eukaryota, Metazoa, Arthropoda, Insecta, Hymenoptera, Formicidae. The transcript is spliced from 3 exons. Gene Ontology annotation, molecular function: Hsp90 protein binding; Hsp70 protein binding. The coding region runs from base 286 to 1089 and encodes 267 amino acids.